ACUGAAAAUGUGAACGCACUAUUUUCUCUCUCUCUCUCUAUAUAUAUAUAUAUAUAUAUAUUUCUCUGUCUGUUUCAUUAACUGAUUACCGGCUUAUCGGUUAUUCUCUUAUAAACAUUUAUCUCAUUAACGCAACAUUGAUUUGUUUUCGUUGAUCUAAUAAUCAUUGAUCUAUCGUUGAUCUUAUCGAUCGUUGAGAUCAAACAAACCUACGAUCAUCAAAGUGCUACGAAAAGUUGAGAUUUUCUUUUUUUCUGUUAUUUAAAAGUAAAAAAAAGAAACUUUCUCAUACGAUUGAUCUAAUUAAUUAAAAAAUAACAAAAAAAAAAAAAAGAUCGUAAGAAUACGAAUUGAGUUUCGUGGAAGAUGUAAAAGAAGAUUGAAUAUAUUAAUCGGUGACAAUAAUAAAUAGUGUUAAAAAGGAACAAUUAUUCGAGUGAUCUCGAUAUUGAUUAUUAUUAAUAAACUAUCGUAUUUUAUUUUUGGUGCAGUGAAAAUUAUUUAAUAUCUUCGUGACAAUUCAUCCGAACCCCUUCGAUCGUGAUGAAGCUGCACGAGAAGAAGGAAUCGGGUAUCCACAGGAUACAAGAGGUACCACUCGAGGAGUUGGAUCUUGCAAAAGAGUAUAAUGUGGAAAAGACUUUAGGGGAGGGUAGUUUUGCUAAGAUACUUCUUGCAACGCAUAGAGCAACUCAAACGAGGGUGGUUUUAAAGGCAGUCCAUCAGGAGCUCACCACUGAAAAAGAUUUCUUUCGGGAAUUCCAUUAUUCUUAUCACCUGAGUCCACAUCCAAGUAUACUCUGCUCUUAUGCGGUUGCUUUCAAGGCUGAAAAAUGUUACUUCUUCGCUCAGGAAUACGCCCCGUUUGGUGAUCUAUCAGGAAACGUAAAAGCCGGUGGACUCGGCGAGGAUGCUUGUAAAAAAAUCGCAGGACAAUUAGCUUCGGCACUCGACUUCCUUCAUUCCAAACAAUUAGCACAUCGAGAUAUUAAACUCGAAAACGUGUUGGUAUUUGCUCAAGACAUGUCAAAGAUAAAGCUUUGCGAUUUUGGUAGUACCAAACGCGAAGGUAGUUUAGUGAAUAAAAUCCGAUGUACUUGGGUACCAUUUCAACCACCUGAAAUCUACGAAGUAAUUAAAAACGAAAGGUACGCUUGCAAAAGGAGUGCCGAUUGUUGGCAAUUCGGUAUAGUUCUAUUCGUUUGUCUGACUGGUAAUCCACCCUGGCAGAGUGCUGACCUAAUCCAAGAUCCAGACUAUUCGGCUUUUCAAAGGUGGCUCAAAAGACGGACCACCAAAAUACCACCGACUUUUCGACGUUUCACGCCACGUUUGUUGAGGUACUUCAGGCGAGCCUUCGAACAUAAACCUGAAAAGAGACCGCACGUUACAGAAAUCAAUAAAUAUUUAAAGGAUUCAUGGUGCAUCAGUAAAAUCAGUCACAGUGCUACCUCAACGUCGGUAGACGUUAACGAGAGUUUAGCAAGGAGAGGUGACAGUCUUUUGUAUUUGGACACGAUCGUUGACGAUCGUCACAAUGUUGAUGAGAAUAAAAACAAAUUGAGAAAACUUCUUAACAGUUACGGUCUAGAAACUACGGUUGAUCAAAAGGUCGUUACCAAAAGGAUCUGGGAAUGGGUAAUGCAAUGCGAUUCCACCAUCCACGAUCCCAGUUUCAUCGGUGGAUUUGGUACAGAGAAUAUGUGAGAGAUGGUUAAAUCUUUGAGCGAACCGUGCUUGAGAACCAUCAAGCAGGAACGCAAGUUCAGCUUAGCCGAACUCGAUCUGCAAGUUGAGUGUGCUGCGAAAUAAUGUCCCGUGCCGAAUAAGCUUAAGUUAGUAACCGAUGAUGAUAGUGUUGGUGAUGUAGGUGGUGAUGAUGGUGUAAUGUAUAACGAACGAACUUCUUCAUUGUCCAAUCGACGUGGUGAACGUCGAGUGCAAUUUUCUGCAUCGAUCGGCACUUCCAACGUGUUCAGUAAAACGUGUGAUAAACAUUAUCGAACGGAACGAUAUAAUCGAUUAAACUACAUAAUUUUUGCUUAUUUUGAAAUCGUUCAUUGUGAAAAUAAUGACGAAGUCAUAGGUCACGCGACUUGCAAUAAGAAUUAAUUAUCGAAUGACUUUCUCAAAUAUGUUCUUAAUAACGAGAAACCGAAAGAUAAAGAAAGAAAGAAAAAUAUAAGAGAAUACUUUUUUUUUUAAUUAAAUAGUCUUUACUUAAGUGAUACUUCAAACUUUCUCUAUAUUUUUCUUUUCUUAGGUGUACGAAAGAGAGUUCUAGCAUGUAGAUAAUUAAAAAAUAUUAAAAAAAAAAAAAAAAA
Polistes dominula (European paper wasp) is the source of this 2324-nucleotide messenger RNA. It is a transcript of the gene meng, whose product is annotated as serine/threonine-protein kinase meng-po. Gene Ontology annotation, molecular function: protein serine/threonine kinase activity; ATP binding. Gene Ontology annotation, biological process: protein phosphorylation. NCBI's taxonomy places the organism in Eukaryota, Metazoa, Arthropoda, Insecta, Hymenoptera, Vespidae. The record is from RefSeq and is a predicted model, not a curated record.